AUGUCCCGUGAAUUGAUGGUCGAAACCGGCGGUGAGCUCAUCGGCAACACCCCUCUCCUCAAACUCAACAAGAUCGGAAAGGAUCUCGACGCCUCCAUCGCUGUCAAAGUCGAGUACAUGAAUCCAGCCUGCUCCGUCAAGGAUCGUAUCGCCUUUAAUAUGAUUGACUCCGCCGAGAAGGCCGGAUUGAUCCAUCCCGGAAAGACUGUCCUAAUCGAGCCAACCAGUGGAAACAUGGGAAUCGCAUUGGCCUAUUGUGGAAAACUCCGUGGCUACAAAGUCAUUCUUACCAUGCCAGCAUCCAUGAGCAUCGAACGUCGGUGUCUUCUGAAGGCCUACGGAGCCGAGGUCAUCCUCACCGAUCCCGCUACCGCUGUGAAGGGCGCUGUCGAGAGAGCCGAACAACUUCGGGAUGUGAUUCCAAAUGCUUACAUAUUGAACCAAUUCGGAAAUCCUGCCAAUCCAGAGGCUCAUUACAAAACUACGGGACCAGAAAUCUGGAGACAGACCCAAGGAAAAGUGGACAUCGUUUGUUUUGGUGUCGGAUCGGGAGGCACGUGUACCGGAGUCGGGCGGUUCCUGAAGGAGAAGAAUCCAAAUGUGCGAGUGUAUCCAGUUGAGCCAUUCGAGAGUUCCGUUAUCAAUGGAUUGCCACACAGUCCACACAAGAUUCAAGGAAUGGGAACCGGAAUGAUUCCUGAUAUCCUCGACCUGAAACUCUUCACCGAAGCUCUUCGUGUUCACUCCGACGAUGCUAUCGCAAUGGCUAAACGUCUUGCCGAUGAGGAGUCAAUCCUCGGUGGAAUCUCAUCUGGAGCCAACGUGUGUGCCGCUGUCCAGCUCGCCAAACGUCCCGAGAACAAAGGAAAAUUGAUUGUGACCACUGUGAACAGUUUUGGAGAACGUUAUUUGUCAACGGCUCUCUACCACGAACUCCGCGAAGAAGCCGCCAAUAUGAAGCAAUUGAAUCUCGACGACUCCAUUAAAAUCGCCAAGGCCUAUUUGAAAAUCUAA
This is a messenger RNA of Caenorhabditis briggsae, 1014 nucleotides long. RefSeq names its product Protein CBR-CYSL-2 (gene Cbr-cysl-2). NCBI's taxonomy places the organism in Eukaryota, Metazoa, Nematoda, Chromadorea, Rhabditida, Rhabditidae. The record is from RefSeq and is a predicted model, not a curated record. Gene Ontology annotation, cellular component: cytoplasm. The transcript has 2 exons. Bases 1 to 1014 code for a protein of 337 amino acids. Gene Ontology annotation, molecular function: cysteine synthase activity.